Molecule: messenger RNA, 1397 nt
Organism: Diorhabda sublineata
Lineage: Eukaryota; Metazoa; Arthropoda; Insecta; Coleoptera; Chrysomelidae
Gene: aln
Product: divergent protein kinase domain 1C
Exons: 5
Coding region: 121-1338 (405 amino acids)
Source: RefSeq, a predicted model, not a curated record
AGAAUUUCUACUGCAGUAAGGAAACUAUUCUGAUGCCAACUCGGUCGAUUCCUCGCUCCUCUCUACUGCUAUGAUUUUAAUUUUCCGUUUUAAUAAUUUAUUCCUCACGCAUUUCUGGUUAUGAUUUUAUUGAAAAGAAUACCGGGGAUUUUGUACUCACAUAAAUACAAACUGUAUUCAAUAUUUCUCAUUAUCUUCACGUGCUUUUAUUUAUUAUUUAAAUUGAAUGUUGUGUGCGUGAAUUUACAAGCUUGGAGCCAUGUUUCGAAACUGUGCAACCUCUAUGAAAACGGUGUUGCUAUUGGUUCUUUAUGCGCUCCAUUAUGUAUCACAAGAGACAUUCACUCCCUGACGUGCCAUUCCUUCGAAGCAACUAAAGAAGCGGUUUUCAGUGCCGAAUGGCACGACACACGUUUAGUAUUUAAAUCAGUUCCGAAAAAUAUCCAAUCCAUCCAUUGGUUCGACAAUGGUCUAGUGAGAUAUCCCUCGGAAAAAGAAUUCCUACAAACUAUAAGAACUAUAGUGAAGAACAAGUUUAAUUUAACCUUAGCUUACGAUACAGCCAUUAGAUUGUCCAGACUCAAGCCCACUUACGAGGAAAAAAAUAAAAUGAAGAGAAGAAAGGAAAUGGACAACUUGUGGAUGCUGCUACAAGAUAAUGAGUAUCUUCUUUCGGCUUUAUUUGCGGAAAAGGACGUUUUUCCUCAACUUUUAGGUACUUGCGGUCCUUAUUAUGCUGUAGAAUAUCUAGAACCGAUACCAGCGAUGUCGUCAUUUUUAACGGCUAGCGACAGUAUGGAAAACUGGGGAAAACGCUUAAAACUCGGCGUUUUGAUACUGGAUCUUUUAGAAAAACUAGAAACGAAAUUUCGCGAGCCCUUUCACUUGUGCGAUCUUAAGAUCGAACAUUUCGGUUUGAUUAAGAAUCAAAACGCACUCAAGUUCAUCGAUUUAGACGGGGUACUACCGAAAUCCGUCGUCAAUUCUAUUAUCAGAGAUGUUGAUUAUUGUAAAAGUGAUAAUGACUGUGAUUUUAUUGAUUGCCGUUCGAGAUGCGAAACAGGAAACAAAUGUAGUAACUAUGUGACUAAUGACAAUUUGCAAAUUGUUUGCGAAAAGAUAUUUUUAGGAUGGAGAAUGUCAAAUACGGUAUUAGUUCCUGGACUUUUGAUGUCCCAGCACACGCCUUCCGAGCUAGCAUCCCUUCUCAGGCAAUGCGCUAACCCAGAAAGUGAGGAAGGUAAACCGAGAACGGCACCGGAUAUCGAAACGAAGAAGAGGCUCUACAACGCACUUUCAGAAAUAGAGCAGACCGUUAACGGGGAUUUUUUCUUAUAGAUUUGUUACAUUUGAUAUAUAGAUUUGUGAGUUAUAUAAUAAAUAUUGUUAAAUUAUUA